Messenger RNA from Cottoperca gobio, 583 nucleotides. RefSeq names its product mitochondrial ribosomal protein L53 (gene mrpl53). Gene Ontology annotation, cellular component: mitochondrial large ribosomal subunit. The record is from RefSeq and is a predicted model, not a curated record. The transcript has 3 exons. The coding region runs from base 204 to 488 and encodes 94 amino acids. NCBI's taxonomy places the organism in Eukaryota, Metazoa, Chordata, Actinopteri, Perciformes, Bovichtidae.
CCUGCACAAUCUCACACGGGGAAAAAUCAACACCAGCCAAAUGCUAGUAAAAUAUCCAAGUUGCUGGUAGAUUUGCAAAAUAAAUCUAACAAAAUAAGUGACACCUGUGUUGGUUAGGGUGUGGGUAGGGCCAUUAUACACCAAUUUUAGUCCUGGGGAAUAAUGUUUUACUCAUACAUGUUGUAAGCUCUAUGUGACUAACCAUGCUGUCUACUAUCUGUAAUGCAGUAAAGGACAACGUAUUCAGACAUGUUAGGAGGUUUCUGGCCCUUUUGAGCUCAGCGAAGGUCAGAUCGAGCAACAUGAACUGUGAUGUGGUAACCACAGUGAAACAUGACAUGUCUGAACCCGUUGUGGAAAUUACUUAUCUUGACGGAGAUAAGCUGGUGUUGAAGGGAGCAAAGUUGAACUGCACAGAGAUGGUAGAUGCAUUUCAGGCAAUGUGCACAGCCAAGGAACAACAGGCCAAAAUUGCAGCCAAAAAAUGACAAUGAUGCUCAUGUUAAAUAUAUCUGUGUUGAAUGUAUCUGUAUGACGCUUUGUAUAAUCCUGGAUGUUUAUUAAAGUAUUUCAUUUAAAUGUG